Messenger RNA from Patiria miniata (bat star), 1706 nucleotides. RefSeq lists its product as uncharacterized. The record is from RefSeq and is a predicted model, not a curated record. The transcript has 3 exons. Bases 105 to 1013 code for a protein of 302 amino acids. NCBI's taxonomy places the organism in Eukaryota, Metazoa, Echinodermata, Asteroidea, Valvatida, Asterinidae.
UUUGUACGGCUUUUGUACAGCUAUUUGCACAUAAUUUAAUAUAGCUCUAUGGUACAGUCUGACUACGGAGAAAUACAAAUUUCUCAACGGUGAAUACAAACAACAUGUCUGAAAACGCCGUACCGUCACAGACUUUGACGGAGUACUGUAACAGUUUAGACUACUACAACGUGAAUUUUGAUGUGUAUAAUCGUGUGAGUCAAAGGAUUAACAGAUUUUCAGAUUGGAUAGACAAAAGCCUACCCAAACUUGCGGACUCAAUGGAGAUUUCCCUGCCUGCGACUGGCACAUUAAACGUGCUUAGUGUGGGCGCUGGGAAUGGCACGAUCGACAGCAGAAUCCUACCUCACCUUCGGGACAAGGUACAUCCUAACGUACGAGCUAUCUUCCUUGAGCCUGACCUUCACACGUUUCAACAGUGCCAAAACCUGGUCGGCAAGGAAUCUCCUAGGCUACAAGGUAUAGAGUUUGACUGGAGACAGCAGACAUUCCAGGAGUAUCGAUCAACCGCCAAGGAAGAAGACAAGUUUCAUUUUAUCUGCUGCUUCAACUCCAUCUACUACACGGGAGAUAUGGGGAGUUCCCUCAGAUAUCUCUACGAUAAGCUGCACAGUGGGGGUAUUCUUCUAAUCACACUAGUUGAUGGUAAAUCAGGGGGCGGGCAAUUUUGGCAGUUCCUCAACACAUCCCUUGGCCAAGAGAAAGACUUCUUCACAUCUUUUGAUUUGGAGGAGGCAUGCAGGAAGCAGAACAUUAUGAUUUCAGAGGUCCAGCCGAUUGGGAUCUACGUGAACGUCUCAUGCUGCUUCGAUCCUCCCCAAGAGCUUACCGAGGACGGGAGAUACCUUCUAGAUACCAUCACUCGAUCGGUCAACUUCGCCCAGACUGCAGCGGCUGAGCUUCGGAAGGAUGUGCUUCGGUUCUUGAGGAGUGAUACUUGCUCGUCGAUAACCGCGGACGGGCAGGUAAUCUUGGAUGGGAGUAACUCCGCUUACAUCAUACGUAGACCAUGACCAACUGGGCGUUAAAUGAGUUUCCUUCUCUCUUGACUUAGAAAACUCAGGGAAUUUUUGAGAAACACCAAUAAUCAGGAAAAACUCAGGGAAUUUGACAGUGACCCCGCACCAGGUUGGGAGGCCAACAUUUUCUUGAAUUUGAUUUUUCUCUUUCUGAAAACGCUUGAAGUGGUUUACAACUUUAGAUUAAUUAACUGAAAAACAAAUAAUUUAUUGUGCAUAUUUUACACAAAACAAAUAUCAAAUUGAUUGCUGUUCAUGUAAACUACCAUAGCAAAGUACAAUGUACCGGUAUGCUAUAAGUGCUGAAGCUGGAAAAUGAAGCUGUUUUUACAGGGUCAAUUGGUUUAAUGGCCUGCGUGUGUUUUUCUUUAGCGAUGAUUAGUCAAAGGCUGCUUAAAAAAAGAAAAGACACAAAUUAUCAGAAUCUUGGUGACAGCAAGCACAUGUGUUGAAUAAUUCACAAGUACCAGUACUACGGACAUAACAGGCUAAACGCGUAUACUGCCAGAUCUUUUCAAAACUACAUGAGCAUUUCGUGAUCUGCGCGGCGCCCGACUAAAAUCAAAACUAUGGGCAAAAUUCACCUCUCGGUAUACGGAAUUUACACAGAGUUGAAGAAAUCCAGUCUUAAAUUCUAUGAAGUUAUUUUUCGAUUGUAAAAUAAAUCCUUUGUGUACUACAUCUGGU